UGUGCUAAGCAUGUGCUCUAUGUGCACUGAGCUAUAUCCUCCCCCCUACUUGUCUUCCAUUCUUGUCACUCAUUCCUUCCUUGCAGAUUUUCCUUUUUCAUAACUUAUUCAUUGAUUCAGUAAAUACUUGGUGAUUGCCUCCGAUGUUCUGGACCCUUUUCUAGGUGCCGGGCCAGAGGGGCAAGGGAGGCAGAUGAGGGCUUAGCUGUUGUGGGGCUUACCGACCAGUGGUAGAGGGGGUCAGGCAGAAAUGGCCAGUCAACAGAAGAGAAAGGAUGUGUGGAGGAAGUCAGGUAGAGGGAGGGACUGCACUCAGCAGGGAGGGAGGCCCCUUUAGGAGGCAGUCAGGUGAGGCCUCUUGAAGGAGGUGACAUUCCAGCAGAGACCUACAUGUUGAAAAGAAGCAAAAGCUGAGGGACAUCUGGAGAAAGAGCAUUCCAGGCCUCAGGAAUAGCCAGUGCGAGAGCCCUGGGUGAGAAGGAGUGGGGUGGGUUUCACAGAAGGGACCUGGAAGUCUGCCAGUCAACUCUGUAGAAAUAGAAGACCUGCACUUCAAAUAGACUGUAAAUCCAGCUUCCCAAGACAUUUCUAAUCGAGGGACUGGGGAGAGUCUCCAUGGACCUAAAUUUAGGGCCGGAAGACCCUCCACUCUGGUCAGGUACAGAGCGCCCACCUAGAGCUGCCAAGUGUGUUAGAGCUGCGACAGUGGCAGAGGGUCAGGACUUGAAGGGCAAAGACCUACACUCAGGCCUUGCCUGUGUGACCUUGGGCGUCUUGUGACCCUCUGACCCUCCGUAGCUUCAUCGAAAAGUUGGGUAGGGUAAAGACUAAAUGAGUGGUGCGCACUUGGUAAAUUAUAACGUGCUGCGUGCAAUUGAGUAUCUUUAUUGAGGGGAGACUUGAGUCCAGAUUUUCAGAGAUGUGGUUUUCGGCGUGGAACAGAAAAGAGGGGCCGAGUGGCUGAGGUUCUGAGCUGAGAAAGGAGGCUGUGGGCAUCUGGCCAGGGGCCUGCUCUCCCCCACCGCCCAGAGCGAUGCCUGUGCCUGGCUUACAGCUGCAGCUCGGUGCCUUCACCGCUUCUCCUCCCACAUUCUGUCUUUCCCGGCAGGCUUCAGAGUCAAGAUGACCUGAUCACAUCUGAUUUUGUGUCUCAGUUUCUUUCGCCUCCCUCACUAUAUCAUAAGCUACUCGAGAGUGGGAACUAUUUCCCGUAUUCUUCCCACCCCUCCCCCUUCGUAGCAUUUAUCACGGUAUAAAUUACAGGGACCAGUACACAGUGAAGUGCAUUUUAAGUUAAAAUGCCCAACAGUGAUCCUGAUGACACUUGGUUUACUUAUUCUGUCUGUUUAAGCUCCAGCUAUAAUUCAUACCCAUUUGAGAGUUCCUUGUUCCUGCCCCUAAACCUGACUUCCCUUUGUAGGACUAGACGUUGGAAGAGUUGUCACGCCCUGUUCUUCAGCCCCCAGGUUUCCCUAGAUGCCAGUUAAGAUUCCCUUUCCUGCCUGAAGAUCAUCCUUGGAAACCUUGGCCAUGGCCUCCCUGUCAGAGCCGGUCACAUUCAGAGAGUUCUGCCCCUUGUACUAUCUCCUCAACGCCAUUCCCACCAAGAUCCAGAAGGGCUUCCGCUCCAUCGUGGUCUACCUCACGGCCCUGGACACCAGCGGGGACUACAUCGCCGUGGGCAGCAGCAUCGGCAUGCUCUACCUGUACUGCCGGCACCUCAACCAGAUGAAAAAGUACAACUUUGAGGGGAGGACGGAGUCCAUCACAGUGGUGAAGCUGCUGAGCUGCUUUGAUGACCUUGUGGCCGCAGGGACAGCCUCCGGGAGGGUUGCCGUUUUUCAACUUGUGUCCUCCUUGCCCGGGAGAAAUAAACAGCUUCGGAGAUUUGAUGUCACCGGUAUUCACAAAAAUAGCAUAACAGCUUUGGCUUGGAGCCCCAAUGGAAUGAAGUUGUUCUCCGGAGAUGACAAAGGGAAAAUUGUCUAUUCUUCUCUGGAUCUAGACCAGGGCGUCUGUAACUCCCACCUGGUGCUGGAAGAGCCGGCCUCCAUCGUGCAGCUGGACUACAGCCAGAAAGUGCUGCUCGUCUCCACACUGCAGAGAAGUCUGCUUUUCUACACCGAAGAGCAGUCCGUCAAGCAGAUCGGAACACAGCCAAGGAAAAGCACCGGGAAAUUUGGUGCCUGUUUUAUACCAGGACUUUGUAAGCAAAGCGAUCUAACCUUGUACGCAUCGCGGCCUGGGCUCCGGCUGUGGAAGGCUGACAUCCACGGGACCGUUCAGGCCACAUUUAUCUUAAAAGAUGUCUUUGCCGGAGGAGUCAAGCCUUUUGAGCUGUACCCGCGCCUGGAGUCCCCCGACAAGGGGAGUUGCAGCUCACCCGAGAAGCACCUGGGGCUCGUUUCCUGCUUCUUCCAAGAAGGCUGGGUGUUGAGUUGGAAUGAAUACAGCAUUUACCUUCUAGACACCAUCAACCAGGCCACAAUUGCUGGUUUGGAAGGAUCAGGCGAUAUCGUGUCUGUUUCCUGCACAGAAAAUGAAAUAUUUUUCUUAAAGGGAGACAGGAACAUUAUAAGAAUUUCCAGCAGGCCUGAAGGGCUAGCGUCAAUAGGACCCAUUUUAAAACCGAACUCUCCUCUCCCAGCACGGGAUGGUCUGGAGGCACCGGGAUGCACAGACCAAGUCCACGGGCAGCGCGCUGAGAGGCCUCUGGGGGCCACGCUUCCCGAGACCAGGCUCAGAGGCGCUUCUGUGGGCAGCUCCGUGGCCAGUGAGCCCAGGAGCAGGAGCGGCUCACUCAACUCCACCGACAGUGGCUCCGGGCUCCAGGCAGCCCCCGAGCUGGGCAGGGGCAGCCAGCUCAGCACCAAGAGGUUCAGCGCUAUUAGCUCGGAAGACUUCGAUCAGGAGCUUGUUGUGAAGCCUCUCAAGGUGAAGAAGAAGAGAAAGAAGAAGACAGACGGCGGAAGCAGGAGUGCCUGCCACAGUUCCCUCGAGUCGACCCCCUGUGGCGAGUGUCCCAGAGGUAGCCCCCAGUCCUUGAACGCAGACCUGCUGUCCAUGACCUCGAGUUUGGGCAGCACCAUAGAUCGGUCCAGCACAGGGUCUCCCGACCAGGAGAGCACCCUCAGCGGCGAGGCGAGCGGCAUGCUGCCAGAGUACAGCGACCCUGAAGCAUUUAGUGUCCUGGAGGUGCCUGGCCCCACCCCUGACUCACUGAAGGAGGGACGUGACAGUACAAUGGAGCUCCCACGAAGUGGCCAUGCAGGCGAGGUGGGGCCGCACAGUGGAGGGCUGAGUUUGCCCUGGCUUUCCAGGGAGGACGUGGACUGGAGUGGCGACGUCCCAGAACCCAGAGAGGAGCCCUGUCCUGCAGACGAUGGGCUGAAUGGCAGACAGUCCACCUGCCAAGAACAGGGUGGCAGGUCUGCUGAGGCCCAGGAGGUGGGGGGCAAGGAGCCUGACAACCUCCAGAGCACGUUUUCUGAAGCCCCCCUCCUGGAUGUGCCCCCGGUGCCGUCCAGCCUAAGCUGGGCCCCCAGUGCUGAGUGGUGGCUUCCGGGGACCAGAGCUGACAGAGGUGGGGUUGAGGAGCCCAGCAAAGAGCAGGGCUUCCUGACGCGUGCGGGGGCCCCUGACCACCUUGACUCAAGUCCCUGGCACGCUGCCACUGACAAAGACACAGGCCAGAAAGCAGUGGCUGCUUCAGAGUGUGACCCGGCGGGUGCAGGAGGACAACUGGCUCCCCAGGCCUCUGCCCUGGUGGCCAGCGCCCAGGAGCCUCGCCUGGGGCAGCCUUCACGGGAUCAGGGACUGACGUCCAGCGACGAGGAGGACAUCUAUGCCCACGGGCUGCCCUCUUCGUCAUCGGAGACAAGCGUGACGGAGCUGGGAGGUAGCCGCUCUGCGCAGGACCUCAGCCAGCCGGGCACAGAUGAUCCCGGGCUGCUCAAGUCAGAUCAGUUUGCAGAGAGCUGGAUGGGCUACUCGGGCCCCGGUUACGGCAUCCUCAGCUUGGCGGUCUCUGAGAAGUACAUUUGGUGCCUGGACUACAAAGGCGGCCUGUUCUGCAGCGCGUUGCCAGGUGCCGGGCUGCGCUGGCAGAAGUUUGAAGAUGCCGUCCAGCAGGUGGCAGUGUCACCCUCAGGAGCCCUUCUCUGGAAGAUUGAACAGAAAUCUAACCGAGCCUUUGCUUGUGGAAAAGUGACCAUCAGGGGGAAGCGGCACUGGUACGAAGCUCUGCCCCAGGCGGUGUUUGUGGCCCUGAGCGAUGACACAGCCUGGAUCAUAAGGACCAACGGAGACCUGUACCUGCAGACAGGUCUCAGCGUGGAUCGCCCCUGUGCCAGAGCCGUGAAGGUCGACUGUCCCUACCCGCUGUCCCAGGUCACAGCCCGAAACAGUGUGGUGUGGGCGCUGACAGAGCAGAGAGCCCUCCUGUACCGGGAGGGUGUGAGCAGCUUCUGCCCCGAGGGGGAGCACUGGAAGUGUGACAUCGUCAGUGAAAGGCAGGCUUUGGAACCCGUCUGUAUCACUCUUGGGGACCAGCAGACUCUGUGGGCCCUGGACAUCCGAGGAAACCUGUGGUUCAGAACUGGUGUCGUUUCCAAGAAGCCCCAAGGGGAUGACGACCAUUGGUGGCAAGUGAGCAUCACAGACUACGUGGUGUUCGACCAGUGCAGCCUGUUCCAGACCAUAAUCCACGCCACGCACUCGGUGGCCACAGCGGCCCAAGUGCCUGUUGAGAAGGUGGCGGACAAACUGCGCAUGGCGUUCUGGUCUCAGCAGCUUCAGUGCCAGCCGAGCCUCCUCGGGGUCAACGGCAGCGGCGUCUGGAUCUCCUCGGGCAAGAAUGAAUUCCACGUCGCUAAAGGAAGUCUCGUUGGCACUUACUGGAACAAUGUUGUUCCCCGUGGGACAGCGUCUGCAACCAAGUGGGCCUUUGUGUUGGCUUCCAGUGCUCCCACAAAGGAAGGAAGCUCCCUGUGGCUGUGCCAGAGCAGCAAGGACCUGUGCCGUGUCAGCGCCCAGGACGCCCAGUCGCGCCCGUCCACCGUGCAGCUGCCUCCCGAUGCCGAGAUGAGGGCCUACGCCGCCUGCCAAGACGCCCUGUGGGCCUUGGACAGCCUGGGCCAGGUGUUUAUCAGGACGCUCUCCAAGAGCUGCCCCACGGGCAUGCACUGGACGCGCCUGGACCUUUCCCAGCUAGGAGCUGUAAAACUGACGAGCUUGGCCUGUGGAAACCAGCACAUCUGGGCCUGUGAUUCCAGGGGAGGAGUCUACUUCCGCGUUGGAACCCAGCCUCUGAAUCCCAGUCUGAUGCUUCCUGCCUGGAUAAUGAUUGAGCCACCCGUCCAGCCCGCCGGGGUCACCUUGGUCAGCAUCCACUCCAGCCCCAACGACCAGAUGCUGUGGGCCCUGGACAGCAGGUGGAACGUGCACGUCCGCACCGGGAUCACUGAGGAGAUGCCUGUGGGGACCGGCUGGGAGCACGUGCCAGGCUUGCAGGCCUGCCAGCUGGCCCUGAGCGCCAGGACCGUGUGGGCCCGCUGCCCCAACGGGGACCUCGCGCGGCGGUAUGGUGUCACCGACAAGAACCCUGCUGGAGACUACUGGAAGAAAGUCCCUGGCAGUGCAACAUGCUUCACAGUGACCUCAUCAGAUGAGCUGUGGGCAGUGGGCCCCCCCGGCUACCUCCUCCAGCGGCUGACAAGGACUUUCAGCCACUCCCACGGUGCCCCGAGCAGCCACACCACCACCUCCCACCCCGACGACCUAGAGGACGAGUGGGAGGUAAUUUGAAGGAGCUCUCGGGAGGGACCCGAGCCUCGGAUGGUGGACACGGUCGGCUCUGAGUUGCUCUCUCUUGGACACACCUCAUCAGCUCUCGUCUGGACACGUCCAGCCAGGUCGGCCGCCUCACGCUCGCUCUCAUCCUUGUUCGUUUCCGUCUCGUUCCAGCACCCACGGCCUCAGCUGAGUGGCCCGGAGCCGCAAGGCCCCUGUGCUCUUGCUGAGGUUGUCCCCACGGGAACAGUGGCUGCUGCCCAUGUGCCGCAGCCACCCCUCCUCGCUGACUACUCCAGGUCCCACCACAGGUGGGACACAUCAGAGCUGGCUCAGGGCCCCUGGGAGCCACGACAGGCAGCCAUGUUAGUAGCUCCAAGGCGUACAGAACCGAAGGUCAGUGCUGUCCACCCGCUGACUGUGCUAACGAUGGCUUUGUCUCUGCGCAGGGUCCCUCCACCUCCUCUCUGAGUAGCAGGUCCCAGCACGCAUUCCACGCUGGACAUGCCAGAUGGGAAACCAAGGCUGUGUUUGAGAGGUGGGGUGCUGGCUGUGCCAGGACAGAGAACACACACUCACAACUCCCGCACACGUGCCACACGCCCUCCCUGCCCACUCACACGUGGGCCGUGCUCGCCUCCCUGAGAACACACCUCAGCCAAAACGACAAAGGCCAGUGGAUGGACGGAACCAGAGUGUGCGCACGUGUCCGAGGCAGGGCCGGCGCAGGGCGGUGCGGUCGGGCCCGGGGCCCCGGCCAGGCGGUGGCUGAGGGAUGUCUUCAGCGUGGUUUCUCAGCCAGUGCUGCUGGUGGGCGUCAUAGAAUCCAGAAGCGCCCUCUGAGGAUGAAUCUACUGAUUAUUGCCUUUUUUGUUUGUUGUAUUACAAACCUACAUACGAUACCUCAUUUGAAAUCAAAUCUUACCAAUUUAGGAGAGAAAUGUAUUUUCCAAAAUGAGUGGAAGGCCUUUCACUGCUUCCCGCUGUCGAUCCUGAGCCCGCACUAUUCUCAGCUGCAGCUUCGGGGAGGGUGGGCACCCGCUCCGCGUGUCCUUGGCACGCAGGGCAGUCGUGGGGCCUGCCUGCUGGCUCCGAGAGGGAGCCGGGCCCUGUCGGCCGGCUGCUGGGUUGAUGCAAGGUUGAAACGGGCGCCUGUCUUGGUUGGUUGCUGUGGCCACGUCAGACACCAGUCCAUCCUGGGGCUUGGCCUGCAGUGCCCGCCCCUCACUGGCAUCUGAGCUGUCGGAGUCCACGCCCAGCCUGUGUCCCACCCUGAGCCCACCUCCCCUCCCUCCCGGAGGCAGCCCCGCGGCAGGAUGCCAGCCUAGCUGCUUUUUUUAGCGGCCCGCGGCCCUGGGCCCAGUCACUCGAUGCCUGUUUUCUACUGAGAGAGCGUAUCCCGGAGCCCCCAGGCCACAGGUGAAGAGUGAUAAAAUAUGUUCUCUGACAGGACCCAGCAGCCACGAAGAUGGAGGUUUUCCAGGUCUAAAUGAGGACAAGGUCUUACUUCACACUUCACUUUUAUAGAAUCCUUUUUUAAAAAGUUUGGUGACAGCAGAGGCCACCGCAGGCCGCGGUGGCGCCUCUUCUGCGGACAUCGUGCCUUGCCCGGCGCCUGCCCGAUGCCGCGCUCUCCCACACCCGCGGGACCUAGUGCGAUUAAACCCAAGCCGAGUCUGACACUUGUAAACCGUUGUAGCUUCAGUGCUUUGUGCCGUUUGCUUUCUGGUUUUCAUUUCUAAUUGUGCUUUGAGACAGUGCAAUAAACUAGACUUUUCCAAGCCUA
Camelus dromedarius (Arabian camel) is the source of this 7576-nucleotide messenger RNA. RefSeq names its product tectonin beta-propeller repeat containing 2 (gene TECPR2). Bases 1531 to 5805 code for a protein of 1424 amino acids. Gene Ontology annotation, molecular function: protein binding. The record is from RefSeq and is a predicted model, not a curated record. The transcript has 20 exons. NCBI's taxonomy places the organism in Eukaryota, Metazoa, Chordata, Mammalia, Artiodactyla, Camelidae.